AUGGUAUCCCACAACGCUCUCGAUAGCCCCGAGUCCUAUACGAUCGCCUGGAUCACUGCUCUUCCCAUCGAGCGGGCCGCUGCAGAAGCAAUGCUUGACGAGGAACAUAGAGCUCCAACUGGCUUCACUAGACACCAAACCGACUCAAACGUUUAUACAUGGGGCCGCGUGGGAGAGCACAACAUCGUAAUUGCCGCACUGGCCUCCGGGGUCUACGGAACCACCUCUGCUGCGACCACAGCCUCUGGCCUUCUUGCCUCUCUGCCAUCUAUUCGCAUCGGUCUCUUGGUAGGUAUAGGGGGGGGGGUCGCUCGACCGGAUCAGGAUCAAGAUAUCCGACUAGGUGACAUCGUCGUGAGCCAGCCCUGCGAUACCACCGGCGGCGUCUGCCAGUACGACUUUAUUAAGGCCAAGUCGGGUGGCAAGUCCCGUCACGAGCGGAAAGACUCCGACGUUCCCUAUCUCCUUCAAGUGAUGUUGGAGAGCAACCCGAAGAUGGGCAAGAGAACCAAGAAAAAUCCCGGCUAUGCUCACCAGGGCUUUGAUAACGACCGCCUCUUUAAAGCUUCAUGUGACUAUAUCCCUGGCCCGGAUUGUCAGGGAUGUGACACAGCUGGCGAGGUUUAUCGUGAUCCUCGAGACACUGCCGACCCUGAUAUCCACUACGGAACCAUUGCAUCCGGCAACACACUUGUCAAAGACGCUUCUACACGCGAUAGUAUUGUUGCUGAUCUCGGCAAGGAUUUUAUCUGCUUUGAGAUGGAAGCAGCCGGCCUGAUGAAUCACUUUCCCUGCCUUGUGAUCCGAGGGAUCUGUGACUACGCCGAUUCUCAUAAGAAUGAUCGAUGGCAACGCUAUGCCUCAGCCACUGCUGCUGCAUAUUCCAAGGAGCUUUUGGCGUAUGUGCCGGUUGCGGAGGUCCAAGAGACUAAGAGGGCACUAGAUACAGCACGAUAG
Messenger RNA from Penicillium manginii, 957 nucleotides. RefSeq names its product 5'-methylthioadenosine/S-adenosylhomocysteine nucleosidase family protein. Gene Ontology annotation, biological process: nucleoside metabolic process. Gene Ontology annotation, molecular function: catalytic activity. Bases 1 to 957 code for a protein of 318 amino acids. The record is from RefSeq and is a predicted model, not a curated record. NCBI's taxonomy places the organism in Eukaryota, Fungi, Ascomycota, Eurotiomycetes, Eurotiales, Aspergillaceae. The transcript is spliced from 2 exons.